This is a messenger RNA of Eucalyptus grandis, 1615 nucleotides long. RefSeq names its product kinectin. NCBI's taxonomy places the organism in Eukaryota, Viridiplantae, Streptophyta, Magnoliopsida, Myrtales, Myrtaceae. The record is from RefSeq and is a predicted model, not a curated record. The transcript is spliced from 15 exons. Bases 63 to 1505 code for a protein of 480 amino acids.
CUGGUUUUGCUUCUUCUUCUUCUAGCGUCCGUCGCGCCGGUCGGCAGUUUUUGGAGGGAAAAAUGGAGGUGCUCAAACUGUCCAAGUUCAAGCUCCAGCUGCGAGCCCUAGUCACCGAAGCUCGCGAUCUCAGGGAGAGGGAGCGAUCGGCAACCGAGCAGCUUCACGCGCUAAUGCAGAAGCAGAAGCAAAACGACGAGGAGCGCGGUCGAGAGCUGCAGGAAUUGCAAGCCGAGCUGGCUUCGUCCGUCGAGGCGCGCCAGAAGAUCGAGCGGAAGAUGAAUCGUCUCCGGGACGACAACGCUUUGCUCGAGAGCAGGCAAAAAGAGCUCAAGGCGACUAUACAGAAGUUGCUUCAGUCCAGAGAUGAUUUCAUAAAUGCUUACCGGGAGUCAACUUGUGAAAUGAGCCGUUCCAUAGAAACCAGGGACAGAAAGCUUUCUCUGCUAUCAGAGAAGUUAAAUUCUCACAUUAUGUUAUUUGAUUCGAUAGAAAAGGAGGCACUUUCCAUCAAGCAAGUCAUGGAUAGCGUGAAGGACCUUAUCAGUAACAAAGAGGAAUUGGGCACGUGUAUUUCUGAAUCUUUUUGUUUGCUACAUACAGUAUCUGGCUUGAAGAGCAAAGUCAACGAGGUCUGUGCGUUUGAGAAGUUGUUUAUAGAAAGGAUUAAUUAUCUGGAAAACAAGGUUAAAAAUGAUGAGGAGGAGUUGAAGAGGAAAGAUGGAAUCAUUGCCCAGCUUGAAGAACAAUUGGAAGCUGCAAAAGUUAGCAACAGUCACCAAACUCAGAUGGAAGAGCUUCAAAAGGCCCUGUUUGAGAAGGAUGUUGUCAUCCAAAACUUGGUUAGUGAGAAAAAGGGACUGCUCUUGGAAGUGGGAAGUUUGGCAAUUGUGCUGCAGAAGAUUCAGGACACUAUUCAAAUUAUGAAUAAGGAGGACAAGAACAAAUUUUCAUCAAUUGUGGAAUGCAAAGAAAAUUUUGGUAUGGUUAUGCCAAAUGAAAACACUGGGACUGAGGAAGAUGUUCAAAUGACUGAUUCAAGAUCUGCAAUUGAGGGUUGUCAAGAAGGUGCUGCAGCAAAUUCAGAAUCCUCUUGUUGUCAAAAGCAUAACUCAUAUUGGAACCUCUUGCAGGAGGAUAAUCACUUGAACUCCCGCACCUCUGAGUUUGCUUGUUCUCCUACAAAGUCAGCCUGCUCGGACCUCGAUCAGCGGAUCAUGGUCGAAAUAUGUCUACCCAUGAUGAGAAGGACACCGAUAGAACGUUUUCGCACCUCUUGGAGUCAGAGUGCUCGACAACCCAAGCAGAAGCCUCGGAAGGAGCAAAGCUUUGACGCGUUCGGAAUGCAUUUGUGGAACCGCGACCGAUGGAAAAAGGGAAGCCCGUGUGCAAGUUUUUCUUUACUUUGCUCGAAGUUUCGAAGUUCAGCUUGCGAGCAUUGUAGCCUUUCCCUUCACGGGAACUUCCUAUUGGGGGAACGGAUAAUGGUGCAACCUCCGAAGUAGGGUCAGAAUAUGCGUGGAUGUUGCUCAUCUAAUGGUCCAUUUUUCACAAGAAAAGCGCACAAAACACGGCGCGAUUCUCAGAUCCUAAUAAAGUGGUAGACAUUUUGUCA